AUGGCAAAGGCUUAUCUUAGAUUUCUCUUGGUAGCAUUUGCUCUCAUCCUGAGCAGUAGUUGUAUCCAUGGAGGAAGGAAUUCAGCCAGAAAAGGAACGAUCAAAACCAUCCAUAGUACGGAUGGUGAUAUUAUCGAUUGUGUUGAUAUCUACAAACAACCUGCUUUCGAUCAUCCACUACUAAAGAAUCAUAAAAUACAGAUUGAACUAGGUUUCAUUCCAAGUCAAUGGAACCAAGAAAAGCAAGAGAGUGUGGUUAGGCAGACUUGGCAUGAGAGUGGUGAGUGCCCAGAAGGAACAAUCCCCAUUAGAAGAUCAACGACAUCAACUCCAGUUAGAAGAUCAUCGACAUCAACUCCAGUUAGAAGAUCAACAUCAUCAUUAGUGUCAUCUCCAUUUCCAUAUUCCAUUCAACCCAAUUUUAGCUUCCGAGGUGAACCAUAUGAGUAUGCUGUGGCAUUUGAAAACCAUGCGAUGUACCGUGGAGCUUCAGCAAAACUUAACGUAUGGAAUCCUCGCACAAAUGAAAAUGAAAGAAGUUCAGCUCAAAUUUGGCUUGUCGCUGGCUAUAUAGAGAACAUAAAUACUGUGGAGGUUGGAUGGGCCGUUGAUCCCGAGAGGUAUGGUGAUCACAAAACAAGGUUAUUCGUAUAUUGGACGACAACUAGUUAUCGACAAGGCUGCUUUGAUCUUGAGUGCCCUGGUUUUGUGCAAUUAUCUCCAAAAUAUGCUCUGGGAACAGACCUACAUCCUUUAUCCUCUUAUGAGGGACCCCAAUAUGAAAUAAACAUAUUUAUUAUACAGAAUUUACAAACGGGGAAUUGGUACCUGAAAUUCCAAGACGUGAUACUGGGAUACUGGCCGGGGAGCCUUAUGCAGGCAAUGAAAAAUGGGGCUGCGGGCGUGCAGUGGGGAGGGCAGGUGACGAACUUGAGAUCAGGAGACCGUCACACUACGACUCAAAUGGGAAGUGGGUAUUUCACGCCAGGAGGCUUCCAGAAAGCGAGCUUUGUGAAAAAAAUGGAAGUAAUUUCCAAUGGCGUGGUUAGAGAUCCAGAGAACAUCGACACGCAGGUGUCGAAUGUCUUCUGCUACGAUUUGCAUGUUGCAAUCAGAAAUGACGACAAUGGAUUCUAUUUCUAUUAUGGAGGUCCUGGGUAUGGAACCGCCUGCACAUCAUGA
This is a messenger RNA of Malania oleifera, 1182 nucleotides long. Its product is annotated as protein neprosin-like. The transcript has 7 exons. The record is from RefSeq and is a predicted model, not a curated record. The coding region runs from base 1 to 1182 and encodes 393 amino acids. NCBI's taxonomy places the organism in Eukaryota, Viridiplantae, Streptophyta, Magnoliopsida, Santalales, Ximeniaceae.